Molecule: messenger RNA, 723 nt
Organism: Coregonus clupeaformis (lake whitefish)
Lineage: Eukaryota; Metazoa; Chordata; Actinopteri; Salmoniformes; Salmonidae
Product: small nuclear ribonucleoprotein Sm D3
Exons: 4
Coding region: 148-534 (128 amino acids)
Biological process (GO): RNA processing; spliceosomal snRNP assembly
Cellular component (GO): U5 snRNP; SMN-Sm protein complex; U4 snRNP
Molecular function (GO): RNA binding
Source: RefSeq, a predicted model, not a curated record
UUCUCCAGUUGCAUUCUGGGUAGUCGGAAAACGAACAAAAUACUCUCGCUGCUGGUUAAUUCAUUCGUACGUUUGAGACACUUGAAAGACCGCAGAAAUCAAGAAAGAACAACUUCGUUACAGUUGAAAUUACGGACCCUUGCAAAUAUGUCCAUUGGCGUGCCCAUCAAAGUUCUGCAUGAAGCAGAGGGUCACAUUGUGACCUGUGAGACCAACACUGGUGAAGUGUACAGGGGAAAGCUCAUUGAGGCUGAGGACAACAUGAACUGCCAGAUGGCCAAUAUCACUGUGACUCAUCGGGAUGGGCGUGUAGCCCAACUGGAGCAGGUCUAUAUCCGGGGCAGCAAGAUUCGCUUCCUGAUCCUACCGGACAUGUUAAAGAAUGCCCCUAUGUUAAAGAGCAUGAAAAACAAGAACCAGGGCUCUGGAGCAGGAAGGGGGAAGGCAGCCAUUCUCAAAGCUCAGGUGGCUGCAAGAGGACGGGGUCGUGGUGGAGGAAUGGGAAGAGGAAACAUUUUCCAGAAGAGGCGAUAGUAUCUGCAAUGGUUAAUUUAAAAUUAUUGCAUUGUACAGUUAUUUUUUCUUUAGAAUUGUGUACACUAUUUGAUCUAAUUGUUUUGCUAGCCUUUUACAUUUUGCAAGAACUGUGUUUUUGACUUUUUUUUCUUUAAAAAAAAGAAAUAAGGUUAUUUUUUAAAUAAAUUGCCAGUUCCCCUGUGUCAA